AUGAAGGAAACACAUAUAGAGCAGUAUUUCUUGGAAAAGAAAGAUUCUAUUCAUUCAGAAUACAAUUAUCAAAAUCGUUUUCAAAGAACUAUCUUCCAUAUCAAUCUUCCAUCUCUUUUCGCUUACGUAGCAGUCUUUUCUGUUUCCCCUCAGCCAAGUGGGAAAAGAGGGACAAGCGUAUUGGUAUGAGACAAAAAAUUGAAAGAGCAAAACCUUUGGCUCGAAAAAUGUCAAUUUAUUUGACACCGUUAGCGGUGAACGAGCAGUUAAUAACCGCAUACCUAUGGUGUCCUUCAGAACACAGAAUGUUAAUUUAAAAACCGUGGCAAGGUUCUGCGGCUAAUUUUCAUUGGAGACUUCACUGCAGACUCAUCUCACUAGUUAUUUGUGUCAAGUCUGUGCCAAAGAUUUCUACAGGUAAAGGGAAGAUAGUGCACCGUCAAUAAAUUAAGAACCUCACAUAAAUAAAAAGCUUCAACUAUUUAACACAUCAAGUAGACCUGAGCAAAAAUUGUGUCCAAAUGCCCCACCCAAUAUUUUUGCGAAAGACUAAAUUAGUUAUCAUGUCUUUCUGUACUUUGCCAAAGCUUUAAAACUUAAACUUUGUAGACCUUUUCUUCUGAGCCAUUUGCUUGCAAAAGUGAAUUAUUUACCUUAAACACCUCUGUAUUCUUAAAAUAACUCUUGUAUUCUGCAGGAAACACUUAACACUUCCAGUUCAAAUUCCCCACCCCAGCCAGGUAAGGUUCAAAUUCCCUACCCCCGGGAUGAUGGUCAAAUUCCCAUGGAUUGCUGGGGGGGGGGAGAGAUACAAAACUUGGAAUUGAUCAGUGCAUAACUUCAAAACAUAUAUAUCUAAACCUAGACCCAGCUAUUGAAACUGGAGUCGCUUGUAACGAUUUUUAAAUUGGCAAGUUCCAACAAAGAUCACAGUGAUAACCAAAAAAAACCCUUAAGUUUUGAUACCACAUAUGAUAAAAGUAAAAAGUCACCCACAUUAUGGCAAUAGUGGCAAAAAAAUCAAAUCUAGGAGGCAACAAGUUAACCUAUGUAGAAGGUGGCAACAUAGGAAAAUAAUGGAAAGCAAAAAUUCAUACUUCAAACGGCCUUCCACUCUGAGUAUUGGAUGUAUAGUAUUUCCUAUUUUUUACGUGGCUGGCUUGUUGUACUCUUUGUUCAAGAGGAAAAUAAUUUCAACCAUUGUACAAUAUUGGUCAAUAUAGAAAAAUUAAUACCUCCAUCCAGUAGAAAUCCUUUCAUGAGCAUCAAAGUGAAAUGUUUAAAUCUGCAAAUAACAACUGGGUUCAGAUUUCUGCUGUUGAUCAAAAACAAUUUACUGUAUAGAAGCAUUUUUACAAAGAAAUUACAAAUUUUCUAAUUCAAAUAAUUUCACCUGUGUAAAACCCAACCAGGACCUGUAAACCCAUGCCAAGGAGCAUAGUUAAGUUUAAUGUGUCAUUGGUUAUGUUAAAAUCAAAUGUUUUCCUUGAUUUGCAAUUUUUCAAACUAGUUGUGGCUGUACCACUCAAUGAAUAAUUUCAUAUUAUCUAAAAAAACUUGACUAUGAACAUGUUGCUGGAUUUUGAUCAACCAAGUAUGUGCCAUGACUUGCUAUGUAACAGUAGUUAACCUCCAUCAUAAAGAGGUAGAGUAAUCAAAUGAAAGUUGUUCAACAAAAACCUGAUAUCAUCUUACCAGUGAUGUUCAUUCCCUAGUUGGUGUUCCUUCAGGAUAUGACAUCAUGAACUCCAGUUUCCAAUUAGGCACUCAACCAACGAAGAGUUUGCCUGUUGCAUAAGAACCCAAAAAGAUAACCUAAUAUUAAUAUCAUGUUCCUUUUAUUCUAUGGUGACUGAAAUUGAAUUUGAAAUUCACCAACAGUUGUUAACCAUACUUCCAAAAAAUGACAAAUAUCAACUUGGAGUUAGAUUAUGAUUAAAUAGACUUGUUUUAAAAAGACCACUGGCACUUUCACCACCACUGGUUAACACUAACAAAAAAAUUAAGUUUUUCUUUUUGCUUUUUUUUCUGGAAUUAAGGGUAGUUUGCCCAACCAACAAGAUCAUAUGGACAAUAAUAUGUCCUUCUAGUAAACCAGUUAUCUUUUAUCAAAGAAAUGCUACAUUUCGAGUACUCUGGACUCAGUAAUUUUGUUCACAUUACAAAACAGCACCAGUUAUUUUUUCCAAAUCUGGAAUAUAGUUAUUUCAAUAUGACUUUUUGAAUUGACUUUUUCAUUCUCAAAUAUAAUGAAGAAUAGAUCCCUGUGGAAAGUUCUCCAGCAAUUCAAGAGGUGAUUGAUCAAGUAAAUCUCAGUCCAAAGUGUGCAUAUGGUUAUAAAAGUACAAAAAAACAAAUUAUGCACUUCCAUAUAUAUUGGCAAUUUCUUCACAGUUGUCUAUUUCAAAACACAUAGGCAAAUUGGAGAUGUAUACAUUUAAAUAAAUUAAACAUGCCCUUAUAAAGCAAACUGUUUAUUAUCUUCAUAACAAUCCACAAUUGCUCAUCUGCCAAAGCUCUAUUAUCUUAAGAAAAAACUAGAUCAGGUUUUGAUUUUGUUGUGUGAUUCACCAUAAAACACAUACCAGCAUCUGCAGAUAUAUGUUGAAGGGAAAGUGUCUAACUAUUACUUUCAAUAAUGACUGGAAGUUACACAAAGGAGGAAUUGGCCAUGGCAUCUUUACCACUCAAAAUGACCUAAGAUGAUUCCCAUGUAAAACGUUCUGUGGUAAUACCUCUUAUCAGUUGUGGCUCACAUCUGUCUUUUAAUGAUAACUUUGUUCUUCAUCAGCAUUUGUAUCAGCGCUAAUAGGAAACAUUAAUCUUGAAAUCUUAGUUUGGGCAAAAAAUGUAAGCAAUAAUUUUCAUGGCAAAACAGAAAUCUGAAAUUGUACAGCUUGAAAAAACAAAAGCAUCUUAGCUCAUAAAUUAAUGAAUGCCAACCAUAACUUCAAUCACUGCAAAUAUUUAUACAAAUGGCUGAGGAAGACUUUGAAGUAUUAAAACUGAACAGAAAAUUUCAUAAUCAUUUCAUUAUGAUAGGUUGCAUGGUCACUCAUAUGCCACUCUGCUCAAAUGUUCAUAUACUACAGCCAGAUCUGACCUCUUGAUAGGAACAGGUAAAUAAAAAUGAUCAACUGUCAACAUCAACCAAAGUCUCAGGGUUAAAGAUGUCCGUAAGGAUAUGAUUCAAGGGUGCUAAUAGUGAGUUCAAAAUAUAUCCUAAUAGUUUUGCAAGUUUUACAAUUAGUAGAUGAAUGUUUUUUAGGUAUCUAACAUACCAAUAAUAUGAACAUCUGAACUUUAAAUUAAAUAAAUAAUAAUAAAAAUAAUAUACUCUAACAAAAACCAUCUCACUAUUAUUGUUGCUAUUUAAGAGCAUAUAUAAAUCUAAGUGAGUCUUCCAAAACAUACCCAAGAAGACAGCAAACUCAAAAGUCAAUUUUCAAGCUCUCACCCAAAAAUUGAGAAUUCCCCCCAGCCCACUGCCUACCUAGCCAUAGUGAUCUAGUCCACUCAUGGAGCUGUCCUAAUGCACGAGUUUAACUGUGAAUCAUGGGACACAGUUCAAGACAACAACAGGCUGAAAAUAACACUAUCAAGAAGUCCACUUUUAUGGAAAAACCACCUCCCCCCUGGUUGAUGUUAAAAACCUACCCUUCCCACCCCUGAGUUUUAGACACAGAGCCAUUUGCAACCCACCCUUGGAUAGGCCAGUGGCUGGGUUGCAUGCUAGUGCUAGCCUUGAUGUUAAGCCCCCAGCAUUUCAAUCAGCCAUGCUAGCUUGAAGGUGGGAGAUGCACUCCUCCAAGCAAACCUAGCUAUCAGGUUUUUUCAAUCCCCUCUAUGCCUUCUGCUUUGGACUCUCAACCACCCACUAGCUGAGAUGUGGCAAGGCAUGAAACUAAGUGUCAAUCUUUGCAAAAUAGUAAGCAUGUUUUUUUCAAAUACAAGCAGAUAUAAAUACCAGUUAAUGACACUGACUACAUUUUAGAAUUCCAAAGAGUAGAUGAAAAAGGUUAUCCAAUGUACUAAAAAUUUAACAACCGAUGUUGCUAUUUAGCUUAGGAGGGUGGAAAAGGGUUUAAGUCUGGCUGCUUCCCUGUGAAGUAACUUAAUCUCACUCUCUCUGUUUAAACAACUUGGAGCUUCUAAAAAGGCAUUUUUGAUUCAGACAAAUAAUCAUUUUUGCAACAAUCAGAGCAGUAGCUAUUUGUUGGACACAUCAUGUGGUUUUCUGGGUACAGCCAGGUGAUCGAGUUCUUUUCAAAUUGAACCCAUUCACAGCACAUUUGAAGACAAUUUUCUCAGGCUUAGGUGUCAAUUUGGAAUCUCAAAAUGCAGUAAAUGUUGAUCUUUUAUCAAUAUUUUUGGAUGAUGGGGAUUGAAAUUACAUAGUUAUGCGAGAAUACUACAAGAUCAAGUCAACUACUAAAAUUGAAAUUGCCCAGUAAGAGAUCUUCAUCAUCAAACAUCCUAAUCUCACAAGGUUUUUUCCAAAAAAAAAUUACCUAAGUGUUACCCAGUAAAUGAGCCUUAGGAGUUUCCCCACGUGUCUUGUCAAUUUUUUGAAUGACUGGUAAUAACUCAGAAAUAUUCAAAUAUUUUUAAAUUGAGAGCCUAUGUGAAAAAGAGUAGAAAAAAAUGAACAUGUCAAGCCAAUCAGGUGAAAGAAUCAAAGUGCUCUGUGAGCAAACUCGUGAAUUGACAGAUGCCUUACAUGAUUUUUUAAAUCAUGUUUAAUGUUAUCUGGUUUAGGGAAUUUUGUGGUUGAUUGUCAUAUUUAGAGUACGAGCAAUAGUUCAGUGUUUGCUAAUGUAGAAAAGUAACAAAGUAAUGUUGGGAUAAGAAGGCAUUACAAUUGAAAUGAUCAUGCUGUUACAUUUGACAAUGGUGGAUGAUGUGUUUUAAACAUAUAUCAUUUUUGUUUCUGGUUCACAAGAAAAGGUUGGAAGUAAAUGUGGGUGAAAAGUGAAAUUUACUGUGUAUCAUUGUAAAUAUUGGAAAAUCAAGGCAAUACUUUCUUACUGAAAACAUUAAUGACUCCCUCUUUAUCAAAUGAGACAAACAGGAACGAGUUUUCAGUGAUAUAACUAAGCCCAGACUACCACCAUCAUUUUGGAUUUCUGCCUGGGUAGAUUUUGGUCACGUGCUAAGCAACGUAUAAUCAAGAACAAGAUAGAAUUUCAUUCCAGACCUAUUUAUCAAUUUUGUAGUGAAUAACUUUCACAUUUUAGUAAGUAAUAUUUAUUUUGAAUCUUCAAAUUGUCUUGAAACUUAAAAGAAAAUUGUUCUUUAAAAAUUCACCGAAGAUCGGCAGCCAAAAUUAUUUGUUUAGGUUUUAUUUGAUUUUUGUGUUAACCUGUAAUUUCAUCAGUUGCCGGCACCUUUUGUUGCUUCUCACAGAAAAACACAUGAUACAAAAUGUAAUGAUCGAUUUUGUCCCCAAUCUCAUGCCAUAACAAAAAACCUUUAGAACACCUGUUAAACUCCGAGCGCUUCGGAGUAAGUGAUAUUUUUAAUGAAUCUUCGGACUUUUUUCAAGUUCAAGGAUUGUAAAUUAUAAUUUUAUGAAAAAUGAAGGUUGUUCUUUUAUUCCAGUGUGAAUCCUCGCACGCCUGCCAGUCGCUGGCGCCGCUUGUUGAAACUAAAACGAAAAAAAUAAACUCUUUUAAGACUAUCAUUGGCUUCUUUUUCACCCCACCACUAUUCUUAGCAACAAAGGUCACCAUUUCGUUUGUUUAUUACUCACCAAAAACUAUCAAAUACACUCAAAAGUCUAAAAUC
Molecule: messenger RNA, 5787 nt
Organism: Pocillopora meandrina
Lineage: Eukaryota; Metazoa; Cnidaria; Anthozoa; Scleractinia; Pocilloporidae
Source: the annotation of a GenBank genome assembly